CGAGCCCGGCGUGUCCAGCUCGGCCGCAGCCGCGCUCGGGUCCCGCCGAGCGCCGCCCGCCAGGCCGCCGCCUCGGCUUCCCCUUGCCCUUGGCCGGCGCGGAGGGGACGGGGCAAAGGAAGCCGGUGGUGUUCCCGGACGCUCGGGUUCGGAUUUUUCAGCUGAGGGGGGAACUUUAUCCCGGGUCGACGAGGAGCGACGAGCCGCCGCGGAGGAGACCGAGGAUGAGGAUGAUGCUGCUGAUGUCGCCGCGAUGUAUCGUGCUCGGGGGGCUCUGGUGAGACGCCCGGCUCCCAGAUACGCGCCCGUCUGUAAGAGGCUGUAGUGGUGCUGUUGCACGAAGGAGCUUCCCGUCUGAUUUAAACCUCAAACGGACGCUUUCUUUUUUUUUCUUUUUUUUUUUUCUUUUUUUUUUUUAAUCUUUCUCAACGGGGCUGGUUGCCUGGACGCUAAGGCCAACGAGCAUCGUGAGGGGUUUGCUUUUCUUUUGUCUUGGGGACUUCUCUGCACCUAACGAAGAGUCUGCUGCGUGUGUGGUACCCUUUCCCCUGCCCUCCAGCGUUUCGUGCAUGUGCUAUUGGAGCUGCUCCGAUCGGCGACGGCUGUGCAAGAGCCCCCGCCCGCCUCCUUCCUCCUCCUCCUGCCUUCCUCCCUUGUUCAUCGCUCUGUGUCUGGCCGGUGGUUUGGCCCCUGCGCCGACGUCCCUGCCUGGAGACUUUCUUUGGCCCCCUCGGCUUGCGACGGUCCCGCCGCGGACGCUGCGAUCCGCUCCUUACGGCUGGGUUUUCCCCUUUUGACAAGGGGCAGAAGAGGAGAAAGGAGUCGCCUCCGCCUGGGGUUUCCGGCCUUACAAUCGCAUCGGCCACUUGCGAGUCCGUGAGGGGAUUAUUCGCUCCCGCCGAGGGGCGGCUGUUGCCUCCCCCUGCGCCCCGUCGGGUCCCGUCCCGCCGCCCGGGCGCUGCGGGCGCCGCCCGCCGGUCGAAGCGCAGCCGAAAGAGCGCGGAGCGCUGGUGACCGUCCCAAGCGCGGCCCGUCCGCCUUUCCCGGCCACCUUCAGCCCUCCUUGGAACAACAGCAACAAAGGACGCCGCGGCUGGGGAAUGUCCCCGCGGCGGGGGCAGUGAGCCGCGCCUUGCCCCGCUGCUGCCCGCGGCGGCGGAGGGAAGGCGGUGGGCGGGCGUCGCCGCUCCUGUCCCCUUGGCGCACCGGGUGUGAAGCCGGGGUAGGGCGGGGAGUCUCGCCGCGAGAGCCGCGCUGCGAGGGAGACCCGCCGCGGCCGGAGCCAUGUUCCCCCAGAGCCGGCACCCCACCCCGCACCAGGCUGCGGGCCAGCCUUUCAAAUUCACCAUCCCGGAGUCGCUGGACCGCAUCAAAGAAGAGUUCCAGUUCCUCCAGGCGCAGUACCACAGCCUUAAAUUGGAAUGUGAGAAACUGGCAAGUGAAAAGACGGAAAUGCAGAGGCAUUAUGUGAUGUACUAUGAAAUGUCGUAUGGAUUAAACAUUGAAAUGCACAAACAGACAGAAAUCGCGAAGAGAUUGAAUACAAUUUGUGCACAAGUCAUCCCAUUUUUGUCUCAGGAACAUCAGCAACAAGUGGCCCAAGCUGUAGAACGUGCCAAACAAGUGACCAUGGCUGAAUUGAAUGCCAUCAUUGGGGUACGUGGCCUUCCAGGUCUACCUCCUACACAGCAGCAGUUGCAGGCUCAGCAUCUCUCCCAUGGCCAUGGACCUCCAGUGCCUCUAACACCUCAUCCAUCAGGACUUCAGCCUCCAGGAAUCCCUCCACUUGGAAGCAGUGCUGGCCUUCUUGCCCUCUCCAGUGCUUUGGGUGGGCAGUCUCACUUGGCAAUAAAAGAUGACAAGAAGCAUCACGAUGCAGACCACCACAGAGACAGAGAGCCAGGCACAAGUAAUUCUCUGUUGGUCCCCGACAGUCUACGAAGCACAGAUAAACGCAGGAAUGGCCCUGAAUAUGCCAAUGACAUCAAAAAGAGAAAGGUGGAUGAUAAGGAUUCCAGCCACUAUGACAGUGAUGGGGACAAGAGUGACGAUAACUUGGUUGUAGAUGUAUCCAAUGAGGAUCCUUCUUCCCCAAGGGCAAGUCCCACUCAUUCACCACGUGAAAACGGUAUCGAUAAAGCCCGCCUACUGAAGAAGGAUGCCUCCAGCAGUCCAGCAUCUACAGCCUCUUCAGGAAGUUCCACUUCACUCAAAUCUAAGGAAAUGGGUCUGCAUGAAAAAGCCAGCACGCCUAUUCUGAAAUCCAGCACACCAACUCCUCGAGGUGAUGUGCCAACUCCAGGCACUAGUGCAACUCCAGGACUCCGUCCAGGCCUUGGCAAACCUCCAACAAUGGACCCUCUGGUUAACCAAGCUGCUGCAGGUUUGCGGACACCUUUGGCAGUACCAGGACCAUACCCUGCUCCAUUUGGAAUGGUACCUCAUGCUGGCAUGAAUGGAGAGUUAACCAGUCCAGGGGCAGCCUAUGCCAGUCUGCACAAUAUGUCACCCCAGAUGAGUGCUGCUGCUGCUGCAGCUGCCGUGGUUGCCUAUGGAAGAUCUCCUAUGGUUGGGUUUGAUCCUCCUCCUCACAUGAGAGUACCUGGAAUCCCUCCAAAUCUAGCAGGGAUUCCUGGGGGAAAACCAGCCUACUCCUUUCAUGUUACUGCAGAUGGUCAGAUGCAGCCAGUUCCUUUCCCUCCUGAUGCCCUCAUCGGUCCGGGAAUCCCUCGCCAUGCCCGUCAGAUCAACACCCUGAACCACGGGGAAGUUGUGUGUGCAGUCACCAUCAGCAACCCCACGAGACAUGUGUACACGGGUGGGAAGGGGUGUGUCAAGGUUUGGGACAUCAGUCAGCCUGGCAACAAGAGCCCUGUCUCUCAGCUGGACUGCCUGAACAGAGAUAACUACAUCCGCUCCUGUAAAUUGCUGCCCGAUGGAUGCACCCUCAUAGUUGGCGGGGAAGCCAGCACAUUAUCCAUAUGGGACCUGGCAGCUCCAACUCCUCGUAUAAAAGCAGAGCUGACAUCCUCAGCACCUGCCUGCUAUGCUCUGGCUAUCAGCCCUGACUCCAAGGUGUGCUUUUCCUGCUGCAGUGAUGGGAACAUUGCAGUGUGGGAUCUGCACAAUCAGACAUUGGUCAGGCAAUUCCAGGGCCACACAGAUGGAGCCAGCUGUAUUGACAUUUCUAAUGAUGGUACCAAGCUCUGGACAGGAGGUUUGGAUAACACUGUCAGAUCCUGGGACUUGAGAGAAGGGAGACAGCUACAACAGCAUGACUUCACAUCACAGAUAUUUUCCCUUGGUUAUUGUCCUACUGGUGAAUGGCUAGCUGUGGGAAUGGAGAGCAGCAAUGUCGAAGUGCUACAUGUAAAUAAACCAGACAAGUAUCAACUGCACCUUCAUGAGAGCUGUGUAUUGUCACUCAAGUUUGCUUACUGUGGUAAAUGGUUUGUGAGUACUGGGAAAGAUAACCUUCUUAAUGCAUGGAGAACUCCUUAUGGAGCCAGUAUCUUCCAGUCCAAAGAAUCUUCAUCAGUGCUUAGCUGUGACAUCUCUGUGGAUGAUAAGUACAUAGUCACUGGCUCUGGAGACAAAAAGGCUACAGUCUAUGAAGUUAUCUACUGAAAAAUACGAUGGGGAUAUUCUUUUAGAGGUUGAACUGGGCCAAAAUUGUUUGUAGAAGUAGAAAGGUUUUGAAUUUUUGAAAGGAACAAAAGUGUUGAGGUUCCAGACCUUGCCAUGAAACUACUCCGAUUUUUCAAAAUAGAAGGCAACAUCCAGCAGCUAAGUAAUGGCUACGUGGACCAGACGGAACACAGAGGCAAGAUGGACAAAUGUAACCUAGGUUUUUGAUAUAAUUUUUAAAAGCCAAGUCUACUGAAGAAUGUUGGAGCCUUUUAUUUUUUCUUUUUGUGACCUCAUGCAAUUUUUUCUCAUUGCCUGAAUAUGGGGGAUAAAUACCUUUCUGUUCCUUGCAGUUCAAGUUGCAUUCUGUCCUGGGUAGAGCAGCAGUGUCUCAGAUGAACUUGUUUCCUGGUUUUGCAUCUUGUGAAAUGUUUUUGUAUUUUUGUUGAAGGUCAAACAUUUGUAUAAACUGUAAAUAUAUUUAGUUUACUACAGUAAAGGCUUUAGUACCAACAA
Messenger RNA from Passer domesticus (house sparrow), 4143 nucleotides. RefSeq names its product transducin-like enhancer protein 1. The record is from RefSeq and is a predicted model, not a curated record. Gene Ontology annotation, biological process: regulation of DNA-templated transcription; negative regulation of canonical Wnt signaling pathway. Bases 1285 to 3627 code for a protein of 780 amino acids. Gene Ontology annotation, cellular component: transcription regulator complex; nucleus. NCBI's taxonomy places the organism in Eukaryota, Metazoa, Chordata, Aves, Passeriformes, Passeridae. The transcript is spliced from 20 exons. Gene Ontology annotation, molecular function: protein binding; transcription corepressor activity.